Messenger RNA from Venturia canescens, 3981 nucleotides. RefSeq lists its product as uncharacterized. The coding region runs from base 500 to 3796 and encodes 1098 amino acids. Lineage: Eukaryota; Metazoa; Arthropoda; Insecta; Hymenoptera; Ichneumonidae. The record is from RefSeq and is a predicted model, not a curated record. Gene Ontology annotation, molecular function: protein binding. The transcript is spliced from 4 exons.
CAACCGGUCAGAUCGUCGAGAGUUAAACGCCCGCGAGCACGAUUGGGAUCCAAAUAUUCUCGAUCCCAACGGUACGAAACAAACGAAGACAAAAUCAUCGAGGUUAAAAUUGCUCGAAAAACUCGAGCGCGCGGUGUGGAAAAACAAAACUUAUUUCAACACAUCGCGUUUUGCCGAAUUCGCAAUUCAGUGAUUCACCUCAACCGCGAGCCUCGAUCGAAAAGGUCCCCGCACGAACGCUGAUAAAACUACUAAAAAUUAUUGAUUCGCCGAUCCGGAGAAAUGUCGUAGCCAACAGAGAUCGAGAUGGGACCACGUGCAUCCAGUGUACACGAGAAUCGUCGCUCCUCGGACCCCCUCUCUGUUGACUCCGGGCUCAGUUAACCUGACGAAGAACAUGCUAACUUGUAGACGCAUACCGAGAUCCGAAUCGGUGUCGAUAGAUCGCGAAUAAUCGCGUGGCCAACCGCUCGUAGCAUGCAGUGCUCCUCCAACGUCUAUGUAUAUUUAUGAAUUGCAUACAUUAUUUAUGCGCGAGUGUCUCCAUGUUCCUACGUAUAUAUGCAUAUCCCAGUUUAAUGAUCGUGCAGUUAGCAUGAUGGGCGAAGUGAUAAGAGUAUCGGGACGAGCUCCGGAUGUCGGUGACCUUCUCAGAGAGGCCAUGCUCUCCCAGAGAUUCGCAGACGUAGCUCUAUGCUGCUCUGGCGGACAGAGGUUUUUGGCUCAUCGACUCGUUCUCUCAGCCGCCAGUCCUUAUUUACAGGACGUUCUGUUGGCCCACGGAAAAGCAGCGGGUUGCGGCGAGCCGAUAACGAUUAUUCUGGCGGAGGUUGAGGGUCCGGAGUUAUCGGCGAUCCUGGGCUUCGUGUACACGGGAAGUGCGACGAUCCCGAAGUCUCGUUUGGAGGCGUUUACGCGUGCUGCCGAAACGCUGCACGUGAGGAUACCGAGUUUCGGACCGUCGUUGAGGUUGGACGUGGGUGGCUACGAAGUUUUGUCGUCGUCGUGCGACCUCGAGGACGACUGCAAGUUCGAGGGUGUCAAAGUGGAGGAAACUACGAGACUGAAGGACGGAAGGUAUCUUCGCUGUGAGCAGUAUCCGUCCUGGGGAGGCUGGUUGAGUUCCUCGGAUUGGGAUCGUCCCAGGGGGUGUCCGAAGCGUGACUUCCGGGCUGAGGAUUGGCUCCUGGGGAGGCGAGACGAUGGAGGGCCCCGGAGACUGCGAGUCGGGGGCGAAGCAUCUUUCCCCGAGAAUUCCGAGGCGACGAGGAGGAAGGAUUCGCCCGGAGGAAGCUUCGAGAAGUUUUGUUGCGCGGAGAGAACGUGCGAGAAGAAUCUGCAGGACCUUGAGACUCCGAGGGGCGAUCGUUGCCUCGCGAGACAAAAGUCCCCGUGGAUCGAGCGCCAUCGCUCGAUCCCUCAUCCCCUCCUCGAUUCCUCGGCCAUACCGGAAGCUCGUAAAGACUCCGAAAAUUAUGAGUUUCCCCCUCAUCCUCACUCGCCGCUCGAAAACUUGGCCGCCUCGCAAUCUAAGCCCCUCGAUCUUUUCUGCACCACUGAUAACUCCGGCUCGAGGACGAGCCUCGAAUCCGCUUGCCGAGUCUACGAGCCGAGAAUCGAGAAAAUUCCCCGCGACACCGAAGAUUUCCACCCUCGAUCGCACCCCACCUUCCUCAAGUACGAUUACGAAAACUCUGCGCAAUUCUCACCGAGGAUCCCAACCGCCCAGUCGCCCAGUUUCCACCUCGGGACGAGAACGCUCUCCGAAACUACCGUUUCGUCGAGCCUCGCCAACCCGACGAUUCCAUUGAAAAACUCGAACUUGUGCAGCAGCGACUACUGCUGCACGUGGAGAACACCCAAGAAACACGUGGCCAAUCGCGUUCCGGCUUCACCUUGGUGCCAACUCGCUCGACCGGCUCAUCAUUCCCCGAAAACACGGGCCAUCCUCCCACGCCAUCCGAACGAGAGGAUCGAGCCUCCGCCUCGUCCAGAAUGGGGCGACGCGAUCCCGCCGAACGAAAGGCACUCUGGAACGUUUUCGCCGACGAGGCUAACUUACGCGGAGGACCGGCUCGAAGGUGGAUCUUCGCAUGGUCGUUCGGAGGGGCACGCAGGGGCGGAUUGUGCAGGGGGAAUUUAUGGUUUUCAAGUUCCUAAAAUAGCGCAAGUCUUUAGCUCGAGUCCCGACGAAAGUAUCAACUGCUCGAAGCGAGGGCGCAGUCCGAGUUUCUACGAUGAAAAGUCCUCGAGAAAUUCGUCGAUGGUUUCUCCAGCGACGAACUUCUCCGUGGAAUCAUUGACGUCGAGAGCGAUUCCGAGCGAGGCUCCGCGACCGAUCGAAAAGUCCCCGAGUACGCUCGUCGAUAUUCUUCAGGAUCAAGCGCCUCCCCGUCCGAACAAGGAGGCUUCGAACGUCACCGGGAAUCACGAACGCGUCGGAACAGCCCAGCACGCGAUCUCACCCAAGGCUGCGAAUCCUAGCAAGCAAAUAAUCAACGAUCCUCCAACGCGCAAUCUUCAAACGUCGAAGAGGAUCGAGCUCUCUCACCCGAUAAGUCGCCUCUGCGAUUCCAUCCGCAACGUCGACGAUUCCAUCCCCCGGGAAGCAUUUUUCGCCGAUAAAAACACUCCGGAAUCUCCCUCACUGGGGCUCCGGGAAAUCGAACCGAAACUCGAGCGCAAAACGAUCUUCCCCGUUUCCUACCCAACGGCGCAAAGCGACGACAACAACAACGAGCCCGGAAUCAAUGACUCGCUCGCCGAUAAUCCAACGAACGUGGAUCUUCGUCUCGGCAGAGACGGGACUGAAAGAAAUUCCUUGGACGAUGCGACCGGAGGCGGCGAGGACCACAAGUGCGAUCAAUGCGGAAAAACUUUUGUCACUCGAGCUUCCCUCAAGGUCCACGGUCGUACACAUUCGGGUGAGAAGCCAUUUCGUUGUACGGACUGCGGGAAGGAAUUUUCGCAGCUGCGGAAUUACAAGUACCAUCGGAGCGUGCACGAGGGGACGAGAGAAUUUGCGGCAACAUGUCCCGAAUGCGGCAAGUACUUCAACGACCGUGGUUAUUUGAGUUCUCACAUGAAGAUUCAUCGUAAUCGUAAAGAGUACGGGUGUUCGGAAUGCGGCAAGAGUUUCAAUCAGCGAGUCGCUUAUAACAUGCACGUGCGUAUUCACACCGGUGUUAAGCCCCACCAGUGUGACCAGUGCGGCAAGGCAUUUUCGCGGAAGAUGUUAUUGAAGCAGCAUUUGCGGACGCACUCGGGUGAGCGUCCGUACCAAUGUCAAAUCUGUCACAAGGCGUUUGCCGACCGAUCGAACAUGACGCUGCACACGCGGCUGCAUUCGGGUUUGAAGCCUUAUCAGUGCACUUUGUGUUCCAAGGCGUUUACGAAGAAGCAUCACUUGAAAACGCAUUUGAAUUACCACACUGGCACCAAACCGUAUUCCUGUCCGAACUGUUCAUUGAGGUUUUCCCAGAGCAGUAACAUGAGAACGCAUUACAAAAAGUGUUGCUCGGUCGCCGGUAUCGAAGCGUUUGAUCGGCAAGAGGCGACGACCGGGGCGAACGCCGAAAAGAGGAGACCCCCGGCGCUCCCGUCGACGGACGGUCCGCCGCUCGUCGCAUCCGGACUCGAAGCGCCCUCUGUGCCUGGCCGAACGAGCGCUUUGACGCCACCGAAUUCCGACCAGGAAUUCACCAGUCAAACACCCACGAAAACCAACGAACCGGUUACUCUCCGCUCGAAUUCUCGUCCCAAGAACAUUAGCGUCGAUUCCCUCAUCGAUACAUGACCCAUCCGUCCUCUAGACACACUUCCCCAUGUGCUUUUACAGCUUUACCCUACUCCGUGGCUUCACGAUUUCGGGACUGAUCCUCGAUACGAAGAAAAGCUCGACUCUCUUCGCAGUUACUACUAUCAUUUAAUAUAUUCAUGUCAGAUUUUUUAUCUCACAAUAAAAUUUAUUACCGAUACAAA